UCGAAAACGAAUAUUUAAGACACAGUCAUCAAUUUCGAAUUCAGUUUGACUGAAAUUGUGGAGAAUGGAGCAUCGUUUGAUCUUCUUGUCCAUUCUGUGUGGGCAUCUUUUGUAUUCGGGGAAUUGUUCGGCACCUAUUCAAAGUAGUGCCAAUGUGGCGCCAUUUCUCACCUAUCUUUGUGACGAUGAUUUAUUGAAGACCGCGGUCAAUAAGAUGGAGUUCUUGAGCCUCAAAUUAGAGAAUUAUAAUCUGCAUAUUCAAAGUGAAUUAAUGGCAAUGAAGGAGCAGCUUCUUCGUGAAAUAAAGGAAAUAAAGAAAAAUCAGGAAUCUGUGCCACCUGCAGCCAAGAAACCAGCAUCGUGUACCGAGGCGAUGCGUCAAGAAAACGGGAAAUAUGCGGAGAAUGGCGUUUAUGAACUUUAUCUACCUGAAUUUCUUCAUCACCCUUUCAAUGUUUAUUGUCUUCGUGAUCCUGAUGGCGGUGAACCAUGGGCUAUAAUUCAACGUCGUCAAAGCAACGACACCGACUUCUAUCGCGAGUUGGUUGAGUAUGAACACGGUUUCGGCAACUUGAAUGCCAAUUUCUUUCUCGGCUUGAAUAAAAUACAUGCAUUGACUCAUUCGCGAGCCCAUGAGCUUUGGUUUCAAUUGGAGGAUUUUGAAAAUGAGAAGCGUGUUGCUAAGUACGAUUUUUUCGAUAUAGGUAACGCUCAAGAUAGGUAUGAGUUAAUUACGCUUGGACAAUAUUCAGGCACGGCCGGUGACUCGUUCUCUGCCCAACGUGGCGCAAAAUUUACCACUAAAGAUUAUGGUCAUGACAAACAUUAUAACUGUGCAGUACUAUCUAGAGGAGCUUGGUGGUACUCGUAUAAUAGUUGUUAUAACAGCAAUCUGAAUGGUUUAUAUUUAGGAGGAGAAUAUCCAAAAACUCAGAAAGGUAGAGGCGUAGUGUGGAAUGCCUGGCGUGGAAAUUAUUACUCCCUCAAAUAUGUACAUAUGGCUAUAAGACCAAAGUAUUAUCACUGAGAUGAUUGUUUGAAAACCUUAGGCUCCAUUUAGUUUUAAACAUUGCUAACGUUAAAGCUGUUGAAACUAAUUUAACUUAGCAUAAUGUUUUACAAAACCUUGCAUAUUCUAUUUAGCAACAAAUAGUACA
Messenger RNA from Bactrocera dorsalis (oriental fruit fly), 1157 nucleotides. Its product is annotated as techylectin-5A-like. Bases 65 to 1027 code for a protein of 320 amino acids. The transcript is spliced from 4 exons. The record is from RefSeq and is a predicted model, not a curated record. NCBI's taxonomy places the organism in Eukaryota, Metazoa, Arthropoda, Insecta, Diptera, Tephritidae.